This is a messenger RNA of Haplochromis burtoni (Burton's mouthbrooder), 3357 nucleotides long. RefSeq names its product transmembrane O-methyltransferase (gene tomt). Gene Ontology annotation, molecular function: catechol O-methyltransferase activity; protein binding. Gene Ontology annotation, biological process: developmental process; dopamine metabolic process; catecholamine catabolic process. The transcript is spliced from 6 exons. The coding region runs from base 159 to 1541 and encodes 460 amino acids. Lineage: Eukaryota; Metazoa; Chordata; Actinopteri; Cichliformes; Cichlidae. The record is from RefSeq and is a predicted model, not a curated record.
UGGAGGCAGACAGCAGCGGUUUGAUGGGGUGGGAUUGUGACUGGGAGGCGCCUGGCCUCUCAUUAACCCCCUGUUUCCUCCACACCUCUCUGUUUACACCUACAUGCCGGUCAAGUCCAGACAGAAGAGCAGAAGCGCUUUAGACUGUAGACAAAACGAUGCCUCUUUUUCUGCUCUCUUUCAUUGCGCUCUUUGGAGUUUCUCACGCUUCUGACAGCGCGCCUCCGGAACCGUCGCUCUGGUUUAAGCCCACUUUUCGCUCCGUGUGCAAACCCAUUCCGAGCACUAUGUCUCUGUGCCACGGGAUCGGUUACAGGAGCAUGUGGAUUCCAAACAUGCUCGGCCAUGAUUCACUGAGGGAGGUCCAGCAGCAGUCUGCAGCCUGGCUGCCACUCAUCUCCAAGCACUGCCACCGGGACACCAAGAAGUUUCUAUGCUCGCUCUUCGCUCCGGUGUGUCUGCCAGAGGUCAGCGGGCCGGUCAGCCCCUGUAGGAACCUGUGCGAGGCCGUACGGGAUGGCUGCGUGCCAGUGAUGAGCGCGUUCGGCUUCCCCUGGCCUUAUAUGUUUAACUGCACCCGGUUCCCACACGAAACCGAACUCUGCAUCCCCGUAUCCGAGGGGCAGGAUGGGCGGGAAACAGAGGAGGCGAAGCACGAGGAGGUGCCCAAAGGGAGUGUUAUUUGUGAAGCCUGCAGUCUGGCUGCAGAAGGAGAGAUUGACAUCCAGGAAAACUUCUGCCACAGUCCAUAUGAUGCUAGGAUGGUGUCUCCUGCUAUUGCUCUGGCCUUCCUUCCACUCCUGCUGACGCUGAUUAUCAGGUACCGUUACUUCUUUGUGCUGUUCUAUCGGGCAGUCCUCAUCAGGAUAUGGAAGGACUGCGUUACUGGUCUGAGCCGAGAGGAGCGUGCCUUUCAGUACGUCCUCACUCAUGCCACCCCCGGAGACCCUGACAGUAUCCUGGACACCUUUGAUGUCUGGUGCAGCAAAGUGGAGUUCAUCAGCAACAUUGGACCUAAAAAAGGAAAGAUCCUGGACCGGCUGCUGAUGGAGCACAGCCCUCUGACAGUGCUGGAGCUGGGUGCCCACUGUGGAUACAGCACUGUGCGGAUUGCCCGUUCUCUGCCUCUGGGCGCCAGGCUCUACAGCAUCGAGAUGGACCAGAGAAAUGCCGCUAUCGCUGAGAAAGUCAUCCGCCUGGCAGGGUUUGAUGAUGACACGGUGGAGCUGAUUGUCAAUCCAUCUGAUGAAGUGAUCCCUCAGCUGCGCUCUGACUACAAUUUAGAAAGACUGGAUUUUGUCUUCAUGGACCACUGGAAGAAAUGUUACCUCCCUGACCUGCAAAUGCUCGAGGGCUCUGGUCUACUGGGAAAAGGAUCUAUUAUCCUGGCAGACAACGUGCUGUUUCCUGGUGCUCCAAAGUUCCUUAGAUAUAUUCGCAAGAGUGGCCUGUAUGAAUGGAAGAUCCACCGGGCCACGCUAGAGUAUAGCAAGGGCAUCAGGGAUGGGAUGGCUGAGCUGGUGUACCAGGGAAUCAAGUAGAUCAUGACAUCAUGGCAGGAUUUCAUAUUGUUACUCAAACACACACUUCAGAAACAGAAAUGUCCAAAUUCUUACUUCAUCUAAAGGGGUAUCGUUUCAAUUUCUAGUCUGUGUAACAAUACAGCUCAACCUGUGAAGAAAUACCUUGCAAAAUAACUCACUAGUGCAUACUGGGUAAAGAAGGAGCUUCAAGGUUUACUGCAGAUCCCGUUUGACCAAGUGCCCCACCGAUUUCACAAGAGAUAAUUUACUGCAACAUUUACCCACAAAAACAAAACAAAGCUAAAUUAAAUCUUAAAACAAAAGGCUGACACUUUCUAUAUAGAGAAAUAUAAACAAUCCCCAGUUUAGGUAUCUCAUAUGCUCCAAUCACCUUUUAUUCUACUGGGACUUUGUUGUGACUUCUCAGCAUCUCAUGUCUUUUCUUUUGUUUAAAAGACUCAAACAACUUUUUUAAGGCUUCUUUUUUCUUACUCCCAAAUUUGAGACUCACAAAAUUUAAUCUAAAUGCAAAUUAAACCUAAAUUAAAAUAAAAUUUUUAUUAAAGUACAUGUUAAUAUUAAUCACCUGUCUUCCCUCAGUUGAACUGCAAGCAUUAAUUCUUAAACUCUUCCCUGCAGUUAAAGUCUAAUUAUAUAAACCUUGGCCAUCCCACCACCAAAAUUCACCAAACUUUUUAUUGAACUACAAGUGACGCGUCACAUCUUGUUAGAUUUUAUUAAUAAAUUCAAAUACACAAAAACAGAAACAUGGUUCAGUUAAAAUAAUUUACAACUUCAGCAGAAGUAGAGAAUGCCAUGGUUAAAUAUUCUACAACAUAACCAUGACAGAACUCCGUGUCUCAUAUUUAAAUAUCUGUUAGCAGCUUUUGCUUCUGACAUAGUUCAAAAUAUAAAAAGUGUCUGAUCAGAAUACAUGUCCUGGGGUUUUAUGAAUGCUCUGCUGAAGGCAUUUCUGUAACAUACAAAACACUGCUGGGAAACAGAACAGGACUAUAUGGUGAAGCAACUGGAUGACUCUUGCAUAGGUCAAUAAGUUAUUUUGCUGACUUGACGUUAUGGUCAUGCUUAGUCUGCUGGUUGCAGACGCUGCUCUGCAUAACUGUAGAUAGCAAAAGUUCAAGGUUCACGUAACGGAUCAGUGGGCCUGCUGCUACCACUGCGUGAAGGUUUUCCCGACUUGAUACAAAAACAACACUACUUAAGAGCACCACACAAUUGGAGCCACUUUGAUUGGUUUAAAGUAUUUUCCACAGUCACACACUGUCAAUUGUAAUUAAAUUGAAGUUAGAAAAAAUGCACUGAUUUCUCAAAGUAUCUUAUGGUGAUUCUUCAGCAUUGUUCUUUCACUAAUUUCACACAUAAAAACAUGUCAGAGACUGAAGAGCAGCAGUUGUAUUUUAAGCAUGGAGUGGAAACCCAGGGCCAGCCUGAUGAAAACCAGUAUUGUCUUAAAUCAUCCACUGGUCUUGGUCUUGGUCUGGUCCUUCCAUAUCCACCUGACAGAAAGAAACAGAGCUAGAUUAGAGGCAGUUUUGGUAAUGGAAAGAAACUGAAUUAAAUUUAGAUACAUGUAUUUUUACCAAGUCUUAACAUUAAAACACCUCAUGACCGUUAGGGUUUGUGAUACUGUCGCCUGGAAGAAAAAUUAUUCAAAUCAUAAAGAAAAGCACCUCAUUUAUCUCGCCAUCAUCAGGUGACUCGUUGUAGUCGUUCAUCUCAUCCAUGUCCUGCAUGUCCUCUUCAUCUUCUGAGUCUUCCUCGCUGUCUUCUUCAUCUUCGUCAUCUUCUUCUUCCUCCUCUUCGUAGCCUGCCU